AUGCCGAACUACGAGCUGUCGGACUUUACGGACCUGAAGAAGAUUGGAGAAGGCACUUACGGCGUGGUUUACCGAUGCCACUGUCAGAAGUCAGGCCACCUGAAGGCGCUGAAACGCAUCAAGCUGGAGAAGUCGGAGCAGGGCUUCCCCUCCACCGUGAUCAGGGAAAUAGGACUUCUGAAGGAGCUGAGCCACCCCAACAUUGUCAUACUGGAGGAUGUUAUUCUCGAGGAGGGUCGUCUGUACUUGGUGUUUGAGCAUUUAACCGUGGAUCUGAGGCGCUAUUUGGAUCGCUUCAAUGCAUUCGCCGGGUUGCCUCCCACCUUGGUUAAGUCCUUCAUGUUCCAAAUGCUGCAAGCUCUGCAAUAUUGCCAUGUGAGACGCAUCAUGCACCGUGAUUUGAAGCCGCAAAACGUGCUGGUGGAUGUGCAUCGAAGAUUCGUGAAGCUGGGCGACUUCGGUUUGGCCAAGGCGUUCGGCUACCCACUUCCCAAGAUGACUCACGAGGUACUUUCCACUUGCCUUGCAUUGUCUCAACCCCCUCACUCACUCACUCACUCGCUCACUCACUCACUAGUCUUGCACCGUUGA
Molecule: messenger RNA, 591 nt
Organism: Hydatigera taeniaeformis
Lineage: Eukaryota; Metazoa; Platyhelminthes; Cestoda; Cyclophyllidea; Taeniidae
Source: the annotation of a GenBank genome assembly